GGGAGGCUGGAAGCCCCUCAGCCGCCCCCGCCCGUCUGGUGGCCCAACCGCCCGCCCCGCUCUCGUCAUCGGGGGGCGAGGCAGCCGCGCCUCUCUUCCGACGGGGCCCCCGCCCUGCUGGACCCGGCAGCCAUAAAGGCGGCGAAAGCAUCUAGGCGGACGUGAGUCGGCGCAUCUGCAGCGGAGAUGGACGGAGCGACGGUCGGACAAGGGAUGGAGGCGGACGGCCCCCCCGAGCAGAGCAAGAAGAAGAUCACCUUGCCGCUUCUCGCUGCUGUGUCCGUGGCAGCCAUCGGAUCCCUCCAGUUCGGGUACAAUACGGGAGUCAUCAAUGCUCCUGAGCAGAUCAUCAAGGGCUUUUUCAACGACACAUCGCUGGAGCGGACGGGACACUACAUCUCGGAGAAGCUCCUGACCGCCCUGUGGUCCCUGUCGGUGUCCAUUUUCUCAGUCGGAGGGAUGAUUGGCUCUUUCUCCGUGGGGUUUUUUGUCAACCGAUUUGGCAGGCGGAAUUCGAUGCUGCUGGCGAACGUCCUGGCCAUCGUGGCUGGCAUCUUGAUGGGCUGCUCCAAGCUGGCCUGGGCCAUGGAGAUGCUGAUCAUCGGGCGCUUCAUCGUCGGGGUCUUUUGCGGCCUCUGCACCGGCUUGGUGCCCAUGUACAUCAGCGAAGUCUCCCCGACUGCCCUGCGGGGGGCUUUUGGCACCCUGAACCAGCUGGGCAUCGUGGUGGGCAUCCUGGUGGCCCAGAUCUUUGGCCUGGAUGUCAUCCUGGGGACGGAGAAACUCUGGCCGCUCUUGCUGGGCUUCACCGUCAUCCCAGCCCUCCUGCAGCUGCUGGCCCUGCCCUUCUGCCCCGAGAGCCCCCGCUUCCUGCUGAUCAACAAGAUGGAGGAAGAGAAGGCCGUCAAAGUGCUCCAGAGCUUGCGAGGCGUCCAGGACGUGUCCAGCGACAUCCAGGAGAUGAAGGAGGAAAGCGCCAAGAUGUCCCAGGAGAAGAAAGUCACCAUCCCAGAACUCUUCCGCUCCCCCAGCUACCGCCAGGCCAUCAUCAUUGCCAUUGCCUUGCAACUCUCGCAGCAGCUCUCGGGCAUUAACGCGGUCUUCUACUAUUCCACAGGGAUCUUCAAAGAUGCUGGAGUCAAGCAACCAGUUUACGCCACCAUCGGGGCCGGCGUGGUCAAUACCGUCUUUACUGUGGUGUCGCUUUUCCUUGUGGAGCGGGCGGGGCGUCGGACCCUCCACCUGGUUGGCUUAGGAGGCAUGGCUGUCUGCGCAAUCAUCAUGACUGUGGCCCUGGCGCUGAAGAAUAUCAAGACUUGGAUCAGCUACAUCAGUAUUUUUGGCACUUUUGCCUUUGUGGCUCUCUUUGAAAUUGGACCCGGACCGAUCCCGUGGUUCAUUGUGUCCGAACUCUUCAGCCAGGGCCCUCGUCCUGCAGCCGUGGCGGUGGCUGGUUUCUGCAACUGGGCCUCCAACUUCCUGGUGGGCAUGCUCUUCCCCUACGCAGAGAAAGCAUGCGGGCCUUACGUUUUCCUGAUCUUCGUUGGCUUCCUCCUUUUCUUCUUCUUCUUCACCUUCUUCAAAGUCCCCGAGACAAAAGGCAGGACUUUUGAAGACAUCUCCAGUGUGUUUGAGAGGCAAACCGUGAAUGGUCUGGCUCCAGCAACUGGCAACAAGGCCUCGAUGGUGGAAUUAACGAGCAUUCAGCCUAAGGAAGAUGCCUAAUGCCCCCCAUCCUUGCUCGUCCCUUUGUACCCGUUGCUGUUUCUCCCCUGUGACUUCUGGUCCUCGUCACGGCUUCAGUGCUCCACUGGGACAAGAGGAAGGCGGCCUUCUCUCCCGCCGUGCUCCUUCCUGCCACAGACCUCUGGAGGACUGAGGAAUGGCUCCGAGCUCCUGGAAUGCUUGUUAUGCUGUGUGGAGGCCGAACUGUUUUUGUGGUUGGUCGUUCAUGUCUUUGAGGCCAGUUCCUUGUCUGUCCGCGAGUUGACCGUCCCCUCCUCCUUGUGUCCCGCGGUGUUUUCUACAGGGUGAAGUGCAACACACUGGAGUUGACUUAAACAAGGGAGAGUUUUGCUCCACUUUGUCCAAUGGGGGUUUCCUUCUAUGAUUGGGAAAUUAAGAUCAUAACUACUUUUUUUAUUCACUAGACUUAAUUUAUUCCUUGUAUCGUUUUGCUGGAAAAUAUUUAUUUUUAUGCAACACUCCUCUGAGUUAUAAGGACUAGAAAGAAGCAUGACUUUUUUCUUAAAAAAAAAAAAAAACUAAUCCCCCGUGAUGGGGGUGGGUGGGAUCCCAAAGAAACCGAGGUGAUGGUCUGGAGAGUGCCAGGGGGACCCCCCCCAAACAGAUAAUGUUGAGAAGCAGUCCCUCGUGGUUGCUUCAAGGGGGGGGGAGUUAAAGGCAUCGCGUGGGGAACACAAGCGGAGCCAGUCUGCUUGAGACCUGCUCUGCUCCCUGGAGGCGACCCAGGGAUGGGGGUCUGGCCCUCUGCCCAGGAGGACUUGCCUGGGGCACCUGGGGGGCUCCUGGACGGGGCCUGAGAGGUGGCAGUGGCCAUGGCUGGGCUGCCUUCGGGGACCUCGGAGGGCAUCUUAAAGGGGCAAAGCUUUAACGGUGCAGCUGCCAUCUUGAAUCCCCCUCCCCCCCCCGAGACAUCCCUGGAGUAGCCAUUUGUCUUAUAAAGAAGGCAACGCAGAGUAAUUUUUAAUCCCCCAGACGCUUUUGACCCACUGGUUCUGGUGAAUGAUUUAAUUUCCUCCUUUAUAUGAUAUGAUUAUAUGAAAAAAAAAAUCAGAUGUUGUUUGCUUGAGAGUAUUUUUGCAAUCUUUUGUUGUUAGAUGAAACAGAAGUGAAAAUUUGAGGAUGAAGAAUAGGCAGCUAAGAUUUCAGAUGAAGGAAUUUAAGAGACCAAAGCUACCAAAUAAAAGAAGAAAACUAGUUUUUUCCCCCUGAUCUAUUUAUUUAUUGAAAAGAAUGUAAAUAGUUAUGGCCUAGCUUUAUGGUAUAUAUUUAUAUAGUGCAAAGAGGCUUCGCUGGUUGCUCUUUCUGGGGCCAGGGGAUGAAGGCUGGAAUUAGGAGCUCCCGGGGCUGCAAACCUCCCUCGCUGGAGUGAACGGACCCUUCCUGCCCCCCCCACUCCCCCAGACCCUGCUAGGUGCUCCUUCUCUAGGAGGCUCCCUGAAGUCCUGGCCAGAGAAGGGGAAAUCUCCCUCUGCUUGGAGGGACGCUGGGCAGCUGCCUGGCUGGGAGAGGGAGGCUGGAGGGAGACUGCGCAAAAGUUGUGAUCUGCCUGGAUGCGUCUCUGUGUGUGUGGUUUAAUUGGAAGCUGGCGAAAGGGAGAGACGGGCAGGGGACCAUGGUUUCUGGAGUGUGGCUUGGCUACCUGUCUAAAGGUGGCAUAGUCUGCAUUCUCCUCCGUCCCCAUCUCCCUUCGGAAGGCUGAACCUCCUCUCCGCCCUGCCUGGCGGUUCUGAUAUUUUUUUAAAAAAUCCUUAUUUAUCCCACUUCCAGCAGAGGGGCUGUGGGAGGGCAAAGUAUUCCACAUUUGAAGUAUGUUUGUAAGUUUUUGUCUUCUGGUGUGGUGAAGAUAUUUCCGCAGAGUGUUCAUAAAUGUUAUUGUGAAUGUCUCAUUUUUUUUACAAAAAAUAAAAUGAAAUGAAACUUUUGGUUGGA
Molecule: messenger RNA, 3675 nt
Organism: Thamnophis elegans (Western terrestrial garter snake)
Lineage: Eukaryota; Metazoa; Chordata; Lepidosauria; Squamata; Natricidae
Product: solute carrier family 2, facilitated glucose transporter member 3-like
Exons: 10
Coding region: 187-1725 (512 amino acids)
Biological process (GO): D-glucose transmembrane transport
Cellular component (GO): membrane
Source: RefSeq, a predicted model, not a curated record